Molecule: messenger RNA, 822 nt
Organism: Histoplasma mississippiense
Lineage: Eukaryota; Fungi; Ascomycota; Eurotiomycetes; Onygenales; Ajellomycetaceae
Exons: 2
Coding region: 1-822 (273 amino acids)
Source: RefSeq, a predicted model, not a curated record
AUGCCGCCACAGUCGAGGAGAAUGAUGGAAGGGGGCGUAGAGGUAUCUCAGCAGGGGGUCGGCGUCGUCGUCGGUGAUGACCUCGUGCACGAAGGACGGGUGCAGCUCCGUCCAGCUAGCCUCCAUGGGGCGGAACUUGUCGCCGAACUUACCGGAUGCGGGGGUGUAUUUCCAGGUCUGCCAGAUGUAGGCGGGGAAUUUGGCGUGGACGUCAUAGGGGAAUUGGUAGCGGAGGCGUUCGCGGAGGGGCUUGCAGGCAAGUUCCUCGGGGGACAGCGAGGCUGCUGCGGAUGUGGGAGGGAGCGAUUCGUUGUGGGCAGAGGGCGGCGACUCGGAGGACGCAGCAACGGACUUCAGUGCAGCCUUACGAAUGGGAAGUGGGCGUGGGUGGCAAAGACGGAAGCAGGAGUGGGAGCGGGAGGAGAGGAGGAAGUAGAAGCUGGCGAGGAGAAGGAGAGUCGCCGCGACGGAACGGCGGAAGGUAAUCAUGGUGGCAGCUGGAGUAGGCCGGGGGCGGAGCGGAGAGGAGCGGGCAUGGCAGUCGAGCGGGAGGAGCGUGUUUUGGGGGGGGGGAGGGAGGUCGACGGCGGGGUAAUAUGGGUAAUAUGGGUAAUAUGGGUAUUAUGGGUAUUAUGGGUAAUACUGGGUAACACUGUGGAUGCCAAACACAGGCUGAGGGAGAACCGUGGAAGGCCCCACGUGAACCUGGAACGGGGACGAAGCUUAAGCAGCAGCAGCAGCAGCAGCAGCAACAGCAACAGCAACAGCAACAAAAACGCCCUCCCAAGCCCGGUAGAUCACGGACGCAUGGCGGUGGGAUGA